Molecule: messenger RNA, 1826 nt
Organism: Ctenocephalides felis (cat flea)
Lineage: Eukaryota; Metazoa; Arthropoda; Insecta; Siphonaptera; Pulicidae
Product: egl nine homolog 1-like
Exons: 5
Coding region: 34-1110 (358 amino acids)
Biological process (GO): cellular response to hypoxia; peptidyl-proline hydroxylation to 4-hydroxy-L-proline
Cellular component (GO): nucleus; cytoplasm
Molecular function (GO): peptidyl-proline 4-dioxygenase activity; ferrous iron binding; L-ascorbic acid binding
Source: RefSeq, a predicted model, not a curated record
UAACAUAUUUGUAAAUAAUUGUUUUAAAUUAAAAUGAAUGGUUCGUUGUUCCAGUCCUGCGUUGUCUGCGGAUCAAACAAUAAUUUGCAACGGUGUUCUAGAUGUCAUAUUGCAUAUUAUUGUUCCCGCGACCAUCAAAAAUUAGAUUGGAAACGUCAUAAAAUUGAGUGUUUACCUAUUAAUAAAGUUAAUACCUACAUCGAUCAAGGAUCAUCUGAGACAGAAAUACUGAGUUCGAGAAUUGAGGCUUUGAAACCAACUAAAAAUCAGAAUUAUCAGGAAAUCAGCUCAACUAACUCAAUUAAUACCUUACCAUGCACUAGCAACAGAGUCAGCAAUAAAAAUAUUGUAAAGGAUUUCACAGAAAUUUCACUUGGAUCUGAAAGUGCUGAAAUCAGAGAUAUGUUUAACGAUCAAGUUUAUCACGAGCACAUUUGCAAAAAUGUCAUUAGAGAUAUGAACGAUUACGGGGUAUGCGUUGUAGAUAAUUUUUUGGGAAGGAAAAGAGGUUUAGCUAUUCUGGAGGAAGUAAGAGGUCUGUACCGAACAGGAGUAUUCCAGGAUGGUCAAUUAGUAUCAAGCAAAUAUAAUCAGAAUAUAAAAACAAUUAGAGGUGAUCAAAUUGCUUGGAAAGAUGGAAGAGAGGCAGAUUGUUAUAAUAUAGGCCAAUUAAUUGGCAAGGUUGAUGCAGUAAUUAUGACUUCAAAUAAGAUGGCAAACAAUGGUAAAAUGGGGCAGUACGUCAUCAAUGGCAGAACCAAGGCUAUGGUAGCUUGCUAUCCUGGAUCUGGGACCCACUAUGUAAAACAUGUAGAUAAUCCAAAUAGCGAUGGUCGAUGCAUUACUGCCAUUUAUUAUCUCAAUCCAGACUGGGAUGUUCAAAAAUAUGGGGGACUUCUACGAAUAUUUCCUGAAGGAUGCGACAGGGUGGCUAAUAUAGAACCUGUGUUUGACCGCAUAUUGUUUUUCUGGUCUGAUCGCAGAAAUCCUCAUGAAGUGCAACCUGCACAUCAAACAAGAUAUGCUAUCACACUUUGGUAUUUUGAUGCUAAUGAACGAGAACAAGCUUGUAGGAGGUACUCUCAAGAACAUAGUACUAAAGUUCAAUAGGGAAUAUAUCAAGUAAAAAUUUAAAUUCGAAGCUAAAAUGCAUUAUUUAUUGCUAAAUAUUCAUCAUUAUAUUCAUUUUUUUAAAAAAAUUAGACUGAUUCAAGCUAUAGCUAACACUUGCAAAAGUUAGAUUAGUGUAAAUUUAAUCUCAAACACCCAUUGGUUAUGAAAUGAAAUAAUUACGCAACAUUAUUUUCAGAUUUUUCAAAUUGAAUAUUUUAUAUAAGUAUUUAGUUUUUUUUUUCAAAUUUUUACCCUCAACAUUUGCAAUGAAUGCAUUAUUUAUUAGUGAAUGUAUAGAAUGAAUGUUUGUGAUUUGUGCUAGGGAUUACCAGCAGCAAACUGGUAAUGAGAAGAUGUUGGGAAAGCCUGGUGCUAACGAAGUAUUUACACAACUUUAGUUUUAAUUAAAUGUAAUAUAACAUUGGUAUAAUUUUUUCUAACUUUUAAUUAAUAUUUAAUUUCUGUAACUCAUAUGUAAUAUACAAUGAAAUGGUCAUAAAAUAAUUAAUGAAAUUUUAAAUUAAUUUUUUUAUUUAUUCAAAUAGCUUUUUUGAACAUAGGCAGACUGAAAGGUACAAAUGCUUAAUAAAUGUUUGAAUGAAAUGUUUAAUGAAGUUAUAAAUCCUUCAUACACGGUAUUACCAGGAAUGAGAUUAGGUAUUAUGUAGAUAAUUAUAUUAAAUAUUAAUAAAGGGAUCAUAUAUUGAUCUUUU